CAUUAUUCCUCUCUCACUCUAACUCAAUCAUCUUCUCCCUCAAGAAAAAUAGUUGAUCGAACAAAAUGUCUGCAAAAAAAAUGGGAAGCUCUCAUGCUGCACUGAACGAAAGGAUUCUGUCUUCUAUGUCACGAAGAUCCGUUGCUGCUCAUCCAUGGCAUGACUUAGAAAUCGGGCCAGGGGCACCACUAAUAUUCAACUGUGUGGUCGAGAUAGGAAAAGGCAGCAAAGUGAAAUACGAGCUCGACAAAACCAGUGGCCUUAUCAAAGUGGAUAGAAUUCUGUACUCAUCAGUUGUAUAUCCACACAACUAUGGUUUCAUUCCUCGUACCCUCUGUGAAGACAAUGAUCCUAUGGAUGUUCUCAUCCUUAUGCAGGAACCGGUUCUUCCUGGUAGUUACCUUCGUGCACGUGCCAUUGGAUUGAUGCCUAUGAUAGACCAGGGAGAAAAGGAUGACAAGAUAAUAGCCGUUUGCGCUGAUGAUCCGGAGUUUCGUCACUACAAGGACAUAAAAGAUCUACCACCACACCGCCUUGCUGAAAUUCGCCGCUUCUUUGAAGACUACAAAAAGAACGAGAACAAGUCAGUUGAAGUGGAAGAAUUCCUGCCUGCUGAAUCAGCAACUGAUGCUAUUAACUACUCCAUGGAUCUUUACGCUUCGUACAUUGUGGAGAGCUUGAGGCAGUGACUCUAUAAACAUUCACUCAUCAGUCGAACAUUUUCGAGAUAACUAAAUAAAUAAAUGUAUAACGACCCCGUUUUUCGUCGUUGUCUUAAAUAUAUAUGUUUGUUGUGUCUUAACAUCCUUUGUGAUGUAUUAUUAUUAUAUGUCAUGUGUUUACACAAGUCUGUAUUCAUGUAUCGAACUUGUUGUAAUUUUAAUUUAAAGUAAUAAAUCGAAGCUCCUUAAAUCCUGCAA
Molecule: messenger RNA, 920 nt
Organism: Erythranthe guttata (spotted monkey flower)
Lineage: Eukaryota; Viridiplantae; Streptophyta; Magnoliopsida; Lamiales; Phrymaceae
Product: soluble inorganic pyrophosphatase 4
Biological process (GO): phosphate-containing compound metabolic process
Cellular component (GO): cytoplasm
Molecular function (GO): magnesium ion binding; inorganic diphosphate phosphatase activity
Source: RefSeq, a predicted model, not a curated record